AGGCAGAUUUCAAGACACCUAUGACUCCGUGAAGGUCCUUUUGUAAGAACAACAUGGCAGCCUUAUGUAGAGUCAGACACCGGUGGAAACGCACCAACUGCAUUCAACUAAUUACGAGAAACUUGACUGGAACAUUUGACUAUGAUCUCGUCGUUAUUGGUGGUGGCUCUGGGGGUCUGGCUUGUUCCAAAGAAGCGGCUCAGCUAGGACAGAAAGUUGCUGUGUUAGAUUAUGUGGAGCCGUCACUUAAAGGUACUAAGUGGGGCAUUGGUGGUACGUGUGUGAACGUGGGCUGCAUUCCCAAGAAGCUCAUGCACCAGGCUGCUCUGCUUGGCACAGCUGUGAAAGACGCUCAGAAAUAUGGCUGGCAAAUCCCCGGGCCCAUCUCCCAUAACUGGAGUUCCAUGGCAGAGGCCGUGCAGAACCACGUCAGGUCCCUCAACUGGGGUCACCGUGUCCAGCUUCAAGACAAGGAAGUGAAGUAUCUGAACAUUAAAGGAAGUCUGGUGGACGAGCACACGGUCAAAGGGUUAACCAGGACAGGAAAAGAGAUUAUGCUGACUGCUAAGAAUAUUGUGAUUGCCACUGGGGGGCGGCCAAAGUACCCCACACAUAUCCCUGGAGCAGUCGAGCACGGCAUCACCAGUGAUGAUAUCUUCUGGCUGAAGGAGUCCCCUGGCAAGACACUUGUAGUUGGUGCCAGCUAUGUGGCCCUGGAGUGUGCUGGCUUCCUGACCGGUAUUGGGCUGGACACCACCGUCAUGGUGCGCAGCAUCCCCCUCCGAGGCUUUGAUCAGCAAAUGGCAGGGCUAGUGACAGACUACAUGGAGGCCUAUGGCACCAAGUUCUCCUGGAGGAGUGUCCCUAAGAGCGUGGACAAGCUGUCCUCUGGGGCGCUGCAGGUGACCUGGACAGACGAACAGACAGGAAAGGACCAGCGGGACACCUUCGACUCUGUGCUGUGGGCCGUAGGCAGAGCCCCUGAAACCAAAACUCUCGGCCUGGAGAAAGUUGGCGUCAAGCUCAACAAAGAGUCAGGGAAAAUACUUGUGGCUGCUGACGAAUCCACAUCUGUGCCGAACAUCUACGCUUUCGGCGAUAUCGGCGAGGGUCGUCCUGAGUUGACCCCCACAGCCAUUAAGGCAGGGAAGCUCCUCGCCCGCAGGCUCGCAGGCCAGACCAAUGAGCUAAUGAACUACGACAACGUUGCCACCACAGUGUUCACCCCUCUGGAGUAUGGCUGUGUGGGCCUAUCAGAGGAGGAGGCUGAGGGCAGACAUGGGAAGGACUCCAUAGAGGUGUACCAUGCCUUCUACAAGCCUCUGGAGUUCACUGUGGCUGAGAGAGAUGCCAGCCAGUGUUACAUAAAGGUGGUGUGUAAGCGGGGUGGAGACCAGAGAAUCCUCGGCCUGCACUUCACUGGCCCCAACGCUGGAGAAGUUACCCAGGGCUUUGCUAUGGGCUUCCAAUGCGGGGCCACCCUCACUCACCUGAAGGAGACCGUGGGGAUCCACCCCACUUGUGCCGAGGAGCUGACCAAAGUCAACGUCAGCAAGCGCUCAGGGCUGGACGCCACGGUUACCGGCUGCUGAGGUUAAGCACCCCCUUCUCUGAACACACCUGAGCACACGGGAAGGAACCUCCUCGUAGAGACAGGGAAUGUGUCCCUAAUGUCACCCUCCUCCCUAUGUAGUGCACUACGUUCAACCAGGGCCCAUAGGGCUCUGGUCAAAAGUAGUGCACUAGAAAGGCAUUAUGGUCCCAUUAGAGACGCAUACAGGGAAGUAAUUGUAAUGCAUAUAUAUAGCUCUGGUUGCAACACUUGUCUCCUAGCCACCUCAUAACGGUCCAUGUAAAACCUGUAGAAGCACGCUCUGCUUUCCCUGACAUCCCAGUUCCUCUGGAUUUCAGGUCUCCACUCCGUCUUAUCAUUGCAGGGUCCUCCAGGUCAUGACUGCAAUGCCAAAUCUAGGUAAAGCUAGAUCUGUGUCAGGUUUGACUAGUGGUCACAUUAACCAGGCCAUGGUUACCCAAUGUAGCCCCUUAAUGUAUGUAGUAUGUCCCCUUCUCCCUCUGAAAGCCAUAAGGAGUUCUAGACCCACGUUCGUGAAAACGUCCAGACACAAGCAGCAUCCUUUAAAUAAACUGGCUCAUAAAUCAGAAUUAGGACCCAUUCCAGUUUGUUGAAAAAUAACUGUAUAAGAGAGAGAAAGCUGGGCAACUAAUGUUUCUGAAAUAUAUUCAGAAAAUAUUGUUGUUUCUCCUCCUGUUCUUCCUGUCCAUUAGUCUUGAAAGUGACAUAUGCGUUGCCCGGGUGACACUGAUGGAUGGGCCAAGGGCCGUCGCCGCGGUGACACUACCCGUUUCCCAUGGACACACACAAACAGUCGGCGGGCAGGCUGUCAGUCAGAGAGGUGCAGAGCAGCACAGGGCCCGGUCUGGGCCAGAGUGCAGAGCCCUUGAUUAGGCCUCCACUCAUUCCAGCACUCUGCUCUCCCCCCCCCCUCUCACCUCCCCUCAACCCCAAUGCACAAAGGAAUACAGUGGGACUACAAUAACAACCUCUGUCAGUCUGUGUGUGGGGACGCCUUGGCCAGCAACCUCUGGCAACCCAAUCCCUCUACGGGAGAGAAACUACCUGGGCCACAGUGGUGGCAGUACCAAAUGCUGCCUAAAGGUGGCGGUAUUGCCCUCUUAUUUUCUUUGAAUAACUUGCCAGUAAAGAAAUGAUAGGGUAGUGAAGUCAGUGUAUAAUGAAUAAGCCCUGGCACAUUCACGGUGCACAUUGGAAUCUUUUAAUCCUUAUUUGAGAUGUCUGUUAUGUUAUGAAUGUGGAGACCAUAGAGGCAUUUGCAGCGCUAACUGAUAAAAUUGUGUAUUUACACGGCUGGCAGUUUAGCCCACAAAGUCAUCACCCUCUGAGAUAAGGCGGUUUGUUUAUUUCACUUAACUGCCAUUAUACUAUUGUGAUUUUUACCAGUCACAUAAAUGAUGUCGUACUAUUUAAGUCUUCAAACAUGUCAAGUACACUAUUCCACACCAGUCCACUCUUCACCCAAUCAUCCUUUCCUACACGUCCUGAAAGCAGAGAACUAUGCAGUGCUGGACUGAGCUGGACAGGUCAUGCAGUGCAGUUUGAGUGGAAUGGGGAACGGUGGAGCUGAGGGGAGCUAAGAGCAGGGCACUGGGCUGGUUUAUUUGUGUUUGAACUCUAAUCUGCCUGGCCUGAUUAAUGAUCCUGAUGAGGGGAGUGACAGCGCACUGCUCAGGAUGAUGGAGGGAGGGGAGAGAGGAGAGCAACAGCGCUACCAGGUUUAUUUGGACCUGGGGUUGAGGGAGGGAGAGCGAGGGAUGCAGCCAGACCAGGGGAAGAGGGGGAUGGAGAGGUGUAGAAGGAAGGGGCGAUUCCUGUGUGCUCCGUUCAGGGACGGGGUGCUGACUGAAGGACCCUGACCCCCCCCCGCUCGGCAGGAACAGCUUGACUCCAUCACCCACUACACAUGCUGAGGCUGGGACCAUCCAACACACACUGCCUGGGUGUAUUUAGCCAGGCAAAUGAGUAUAUGUCUCAUCUUAACGAGGCACUCACUCCAGAGAGCAGGCUGCUACUGCUGCUGCUGGGCUCAAGGCAAAGUUGUUGAUCCCAUCUAACAGUAAGUUCCUGUAUUUUCUGCAUGAAGCUGCCCAAACGCACAAGUCAGAAUCAUAUUUACGACUGAAACAUUGAUUUGUUAUUGUAUUGUUUGAAGUGUCUCUGUUAAUUGUUGUUGAUAGACAAAAGUGCCUUGGGCUUAAAUGGGAGCGCAGAAUCAGCCUCAGCCUUGCAGAAUGUAAUGCUUAGUUCCUCACAGGGGUCAGGGUUCAACUUUCAGGUCGCCAGCUAAUGAUAACUUGCGCUGAAACCCACAACUUGGGGAGGGCAUGUCUGAUGACACCUGGCGACCAACAUUAGUUACUGUAAAUAGAGUAGCCUAAUUCACAAUGAAGCUUUGUAUUGCAUUAUUUAUAUGUAAAGAAGGAAUAAUAUAUGAGAAUGCACUGAUGUCUUCCAUUAAAAUAAUGUCCUCUGUUUCACUGGG
This is a messenger RNA of Salmo salar (Atlantic salmon), 4079 nucleotides long. It is a transcript of the gene txnrd2.2, whose product is annotated as thioredoxin reductase 2, tandem duplicate 2. Gene Ontology annotation, cellular component: mitochondrion; cytosol. Gene Ontology annotation, molecular function: flavin adenine dinucleotide binding; glutathione-disulfide reductase (NADPH) activity; thioredoxin-disulfide reductase (NADPH) activity. Gene Ontology annotation, biological process: cellular response to oxidative stress; glutathione metabolic process; cell redox homeostasis. The record is from RefSeq and is a predicted model, not a curated record. NCBI's taxonomy places the organism in Eukaryota, Metazoa, Chordata, Actinopteri, Salmoniformes, Salmonidae.